UUGACAACAAAAGGGCAGUAACGACAGUGGUCGUCCCGGUAAACACAAUAUCGACCAUUCAUAUCUGUCUAUUCCCAAUUCAGCGACCAAUUCGUGGACAUUUUUCAGGCCAGGGACAAGUUUUCCGUUGGGUCAGCACAGAUGUCAACAUGUCCGCGAAGACAGACCAACUUCUUGUCGUCGUGUCUAUCCUUGAAGGACGCCACUUCCCCAAGAAUCCUCGGCUCAGCCUGGUGGUUCAGGCGAGCUUUGAUGGAGAGCAGCUGGCCACGGACCCGGCCGAGCACAGGGAGCAGCCCCAGUUCCACACGGAGCUGGCCUGGGAGCUGGACCGCAGGACGCUUCACCAGCACAGGCUGCAGAGAACUCCAAUCAAGCUUCACUGCUUCGCUGUCGAUGGCGUCAGCAAGAAGAGAGAGAGCGUCGGCUACAUCGUCCUGGACCUGCGCUCGGUCCAGGAGGUCAAACAGGAGCCCCGCUGGUUUCCGCUGCUGAGCAGUAAAUAUGUGAAGCAGAGGCCGAGCCUCCUCCUCGCCGUGGCGCUGGAGAACGACUCCAAGCCGUCCGGAAGCAGCCCCGAUCGGUUCAAAGCCAGGAAAGCCCCGCCCCGACAAGGCUCCCCCUCAGUCACUGACCUCCUCCCAGACAAGCUGGAGGCCGUGCUGGUCCCAGACAAAGGCUACCACCAGGUGGGACCUGCGGACCUCUGCUCCGACAUGUUCGUCCUGUCGGUCACCGUGGCCUUCGCCACCAAGCUGGAACAGCUCAUCCCCAGUUCCCUGACGCUGUCCUCUGAAGGCCACAGCUUCUUCUUCUACUACUGUCUGCUGGGAAACGACAUCUCCAGCGAGCCCUUCCACAACCUGCUGAGUCCCGACUUCCAGCCGGAGCGUGCGUCGGUGCGGCUCCGCAGCAGCCCGGCCGUCCUCCAGGCCUUCCUGUCGCGGCAGCCUGGCUUGCAGGUCCACCUCUGCUGCGGGAGUCGCUCUCUGGGCAGUGCAGACGUCCCGCUGUCCCCGCUGUCGGCCGCUCCCUCCCACCUGGACGCCGCACCGGCAACGGUGGAGGGAGCGUUCGUCCUGCGGCCCCCUGACUGCGUCCGGCGGCGGCAGCAGCCCGAUCUGCCCGCCGACCAGCAGCCCACUGUGGGAGUGGCCGUUCUCCUGCGGAGGGAGGAGCUCGCUCCGCAGGUACGCUCCCCCCCGGCACCGUCUCCUCCUGGAAGCCCCCCUCUGCUCCGGCAGCCGGCGUCCCCUCCUCGUCCUCCUCCCUCCUGUCACACAGAGAGUGAGGUGGAGAGUCUGCUGGAAGAGCUCCAGCGCGGCGGAGAGUCUGCGGCGCCGGCAGAUUCGGAGGUUCCCGCUCAGAUUCCCAGCGAACCGCCCGAUGCUCCUGCGGCCUCGUCGCUCAGCGUCUCCGCUCCCAAAGUGUCCAUCCCCUCCUCCGCACAUCACUUCUGCUUCUCCCUGGACCUCUGCAGCCUGAGGAGCCUCCGUCUGACUCACCCCAUCGCCGCCACCCUCAGGUAUUCGUACCGGUUCUUCGGCAGCGCGGCUCCCAUCAUGACCAACCCCCCGGUGGAGCUGCAGCGGAACGCGGAGGUCUUCCUGCCUCAGUCCUUCUGCGCCUUUGACUUCGCUGCCUUGCCACAGCAGCUGCACGACACCUUCCUGAGAGUCCCCCUGGUGGUGGAGCUGUGGCACAGAGACGCCGGCAGCGGAGACCAGCUGACGGGCCGGGCCUCCAUCCCUCUGUCGGGGCUGUUGAGCCCUGACGGGGGCCGGGUCUGGUCCACGGCGGAGCGGGGCUGCCCACACACCCAGCAGGACGUGGUGCCCGUGCUCUCUGCUCUCAGACCCACUGAGAGGGUGGCAGAACUACGCUACACCGCCACGCUGCAGGACCUGGGACUGGUUAAAGCCCCAGAGGUCAUCCUGUCAGACUCAUCUCAGAAGGAGGCUCCGGUCCACACGCAGCCUCCUCCUCCCCAUCGGGGGGGCCAGGCCCCCGCUGACCCCACCGUGCUGCCGCCGCCGCCGGCCCCCAGAGAGACCCUGGAGUAUCACGCAGCCCUGGAGCUGGAGCUGUGGAAGGAGGAGCAGGAGAGUCAGUUUGAGGAUCAGUUGAGGAAGAAGGAGCUGACUCACAUGCAGGCACUGGCAGAGGAGUGGAGGAAGAGAGACCGGGAGAGAGAGGCAGUGAUGAAGAAGAAGGAGGUGGAGUACGGCCUGCUGGAGGAACGGCUUCAGAAGACUCUGUCCGACCUGGAGAGGAGGGAGAAGCUGCUGGCUGAGGCCGAGCUGGAGACCCGCAGGCUGCAGAGGGAGCUGCAGGCUGAGCACCAGCUCUCCCAGAGGGAGCUGCAGGAGAGCAGCAGGCGGCUGCAGCAGCAGUGUGACCACCGGGUGGCGCUGGAGAGGGACAAAGUGCAGCUGCUGGAGGAGGAGCGAGGCCGGCUGCUGCAGCAGAUUGCAGAUGGCGAGUGUCGGUACAAGCAGCUAGAGAAAGAGUUUUCCCUGUACAGAGAGCAGCAGAGCAGCAGGCCUGAGGUCCGGCUGCAGGCUGACGUCAAUCUGCUCACUCUGGAGAAGGUGGAGCUGGAGAGGAAGCUGGAGUCCACCACCAAGUCCAAGCUUCACUACAAGCAGCAGUGGGGUCGAGCUCUGAAGGAGCUGGCCAGAUUUAAACAGCGUGAGCAGGAGAACGCCAUGACGAGGCUGAAGAAGCAGCAGGAGGAGCUGGAGGCCAUGAGGCUGCGGUACCUGGCAGCAGAGGAGAAGGAGGCGGUCCGGCAGGACCGACAGGAGCUGGACGGCAUCAGGAACCAGCUCAAUAGAUUAAAACAGCAGGAGGAGACAUUAGCCCCUCCCCCUGUUGUAUCUGACCCCGCCCCCAACGUGUCUGGCCCCGCCCCCAGCCCAGGUCUCACUGAGAGUGCAGAGGAGCACCUGAGCCGCCUGCUGGAGGAGCGAGACACGCUGCUGAGGACUGGCGUGUACAGCCACGAGGACUGGAUCAUCUCCGAGCUCAACCGACAGAUCCAGGACGCCAUCCGGGACAGGAAGCAGCUCUGACCAAUCACAUCCAGGACGCCAUCCGGGACAGGAAGCAGCUCUGACCAAUCACAUCCAGGACGCCAUCCAGGACAGGAAAUUGCUCGGACCAAUCAGAUCCAUUGAAGCCAGAGCCACACAUCAGAGCGAUGAAUCCAAAAAGACAGCCUUGAGAUGUCGUCCAACAGGAAGAGCUGAGACGGCCUAAGAAUUCUGCUAAAAAUAAUCUCUGUUAAAUUAAAGGUUACAUUAAUAUAAGUUAUAUUUAGUUGUUAGGGUCUGGUUAGGAGUACAGUACUGCUGAGGUUUCAGUGUGACAGCAGGUGGCGCUACAGUCUCAGAUAAACCUCCCAAUACUCCUGCAGACAGAAAGAUGUUAAUUUAUUUUUUUUUAUUAGUGCUUUGAGAUGUGUA
Messenger RNA from Salarias fasciatus (jewelled blenny), 3467 nucleotides. RefSeq names its product centrosomal protein of 120 kDa-like. Gene Ontology annotation, biological process: positive regulation of centriole elongation; interkinetic nuclear migration. Gene Ontology annotation, cellular component: centrosome. Lineage: Eukaryota; Metazoa; Chordata; Actinopteri; Blenniiformes; Blenniidae. Bases 150 to 3074 code for a protein of 974 amino acids. The transcript has 19 exons. The record is from RefSeq and is a predicted model, not a curated record.